CUUACCCAUGAACCGCAAGGAGAAUCUCUAUAAGUUUGCCAUGCCCUGCAACCAUUGUCGGAUCGGAACAUCGUUCAGUGAGAGAGUUGUGUGAUCGCGCACUGAUGAUCAUGAGAAUACCGUUGUUUCAAUUGCUUACGCUCGCUCUGACGCAUCUCGUCGGAGUAUAUGCUGCACCAACCCCCAAUUCACAAUCUGCGGAAGUUGUGAUCUAUGGAGGGACGUCCUCCGGUGUCAUCGCCGCCGUCGAGGUUGCUCGCACUGGUGGGAAAAGUGUCAUCCUGAUCGAACCCCACAGUCACCUUGGCGGAAUGACCGCAUCAGGCCUCGGUUGGGUCGAUACGGGCAAUUCAUCAACGAUUGGAGGUAUUGCUCUGGAGUUCUUCACCCGUGUGGGUAAAGCCUAUGGAAAGAAGGGACCUCAAUAUGCGAUUGAGCCUCAUGUUGCGAGCAGUGUCUUUCAUGACAUGAUUACGGAGGUGAAGAACGUUGCGACGCUAUACAACAACAAACUUACGAGCGUAUCAAGAAAGCCGGGGAAGAUCACGUCUGUGAAGUUAGAGAAUGGACAGAUAAUUUACGGCGACAUCUUUAUCGACGCAAGUUACGAAGGUGAUCUCAUGGCCAUGGCAAACGUGACCUACGUCGUCGGCCGAGAAUCAAAAUCCGAAUUCAAUGAAUCAACUGCCGGCGCAACCGAACCCCAGAGCAUCGGGCAAGGCAUCAUCGUCGACCCAUGGAAAAUCGAAGGCGACCCCUCCAGCGGCGUCCUCCCCAACGUCCAUAAUAACACCGCCCCAGUCCCCGGCACCGGUGACCAAAAAAUCAUGUCCUACAACUACCGCCUCUGCGUCACCGAAAACCCCAAGAACCGGAUCAAUCUCACCCAACCCGCCGGCUACGACCCCGAGCAAUUCGAAUGGUUGGGGCGGUACACUAAGGCACUCUUGGCAAAUGGCUCACAGGUUGAUACGAACACGUAUUUGAAGCUUUCGGGGUUACCGAAUGGGAAGUAUGACCUGAAUAACCAGGGGCAGUUCUCGACGGAUAUGGUUGGGUAUAGCUAUAACUAUCCCAAUGGGAGUUGGACGAUCAGAGGGCAGCUCAUGAGUGCGCAUAGGACUUACCUCGAGGGACUUUUCUGGUAUUUAAGGACGAACGACACGAUUCCGCAGCCUGUCCGGAAUCGGGUUGAACAGAUUGGGUUGUGCGCAGACGAAUUCAAAGACAGUGAGGGUUGGCCAUUCCAGAUAUAUAUCCGCGAGGGAAGAAGGAUGAGGGGUGAAUACGUCAUGACGGAAAGCAACAUCCGCGGGAACGAGACAGUGAACGACACCAUCGCCCUCGGCUCCUACGCCCUCGAUGCGCAUUUCAUUCAAAGAAUUCCGACGCAGAUUUCCAAAAAGGACGGGAAGAAAGUAUGGACGACGGCAACCGAAGGCGGCUCAAACUCCUGGGAAAACAAAAUCCCGCACCCGUACCCAAUCUCCUACCGCUCCCUCCUCCCUCGCGCCGAGGAAGUGUCUAACCUGUUGGUGACCGUGUGUAUGAGUUCGACGCAUUUGGCGUAUAGGAGUAUUAGGAUGGAGCCGGUGUAUAUGAUGAUGGGGCAUGCGGCAGGGGCCGCGGCGGUUGUGGCGAUUGACAGGGGGGAUACGGUACAGGGGGUUGAUUAUGACUCUGUUAGGACGAGGUUGGUGGCGGAAGGGGCGGUGUUGGCUUAAGGACAACGGAGGAGAGAAUAUGGUGUACGAUACCAGGAGACGGGAUGGGUCGACGGGGAGUUUGGACUUUUUCUUGAAUGAACAACACUUAUGGAUGGACUCUGACUAGAAUUUUGCAGAGCGAUUCAAAAUACACUUGGGUU
Messenger RNA from Saitoella complicata NRRL Y-17804, 1867 nucleotides. RefSeq lists its product as uncharacterized. NCBI's taxonomy places the organism in Eukaryota, Fungi, Ascomycota, Saitoellomycetes, Saitoellales, Saitoellaceae. The record is from RefSeq and is a predicted model, not a curated record. The coding region runs from base 105 to 1724 and encodes 539 amino acids. The transcript has a single exon.